Messenger RNA from Pestalotiopsis fici W106-1, 756 nucleotides. RefSeq lists its product as uncharacterized. Lineage: Eukaryota; Fungi; Ascomycota; Sordariomycetes; Amphisphaeriales; Sporocadaceae. The record is from RefSeq and is a predicted model, not a curated record. Gene Ontology annotation, molecular function: hydrolase activity. The transcript has 3 exons. The coding region runs from base 1 to 756 and encodes 251 amino acids.
AUGACAGUAUCAGAGUGUUGUGUUCAAGGCUUCACAUGGGAUGGCACGCCUGCAGGGCGGACUGGCAAGCUGGCUUCGAAUGAUACUUAUAUCACUGGUGACAACCCAGACAAGGCAAUCAUGAUCAUACAUGAUCUGUUUGGCUGGACUUUUAAAAACCUGCGUCUGCUAGCAGACCACUAUGCCCGCGAGACGGGCGCAACCGUCUACCUGCCCGACUUCUUUGGCGGCGAGGUGGUCGCUCCGGAGCCCAUAAUCGAGGAGCGCUUCGCCGAGCUGAACCUGCCGGCGUUCCUGCAGCGCAACAGCCGCGCGGCGCGCGAGCCCGAGAUCUUUGCGUGCGCGCGGGCCCUGCGCUCCGAGCACGGCUUCCGCAAGAUUGGCGCCGCCGGCUUCUGCUACGGCGGCUGGGCCUGUCUCCGCCUCGCGGCCGCCGAGCACGCCUCCGCGCCCCUGGUCGACGCCAUCAGCAUCGGCCACCCCUCGCUCACGGUCGAGGCCGAUAUCGACAGCGUCAACCCCGCCAUACCCGUGCAGGUCCUGGCUCCCGAGUUUGACCACGCCUUUACCGCCGAGUUGAAGGUGUACACAUUUACGACGCUGCAGAAGCUCGGGGUCACGUUUGAUUACCAGCACUUCCCCGGCGCGACGCACGCGUGUUUUGUCCGUGGUGACGAGAAGAAGGCGGGAGAGCGGGCGGCAAUGAUUAGGGGCAAGAAUGCUGCUGUGAAUUGGUUCAAGGAGCAAUUGGAAUAG